Messenger RNA from Sarcophilus harrisii (Tasmanian devil), 1968 nucleotides. RefSeq names its product NCCRP1, F-box associated domain containing (gene NCCRP1). The record is from RefSeq and is a predicted model, not a curated record. The transcript is spliced from 7 exons. Gene Ontology annotation, cellular component: SCF ubiquitin ligase complex; cytoplasm. Gene Ontology annotation, biological process: SCF-dependent proteasomal ubiquitin-dependent protein catabolic process; glycoprotein catabolic process. Lineage: Eukaryota; Metazoa; Chordata; Mammalia; Dasyuromorphia; Dasyuridae. The coding region runs from base 211 to 918 and encodes 235 amino acids. Gene Ontology annotation, molecular function: ubiquitin protein ligase activity.
UCCUGCCAUUAGGAAUGUUAACGAGGUCGAUUGGCCCCAUUAGGGAGGGCCCCAUCCCAACGUGAGCCUCUUUAAUUAGUCCUGCAGGAAGGAAGGGCCGCCAAUGUCCCCUUUCCGGGCCUGAGGAGGUCACGGCGCAUCCCGCAGCGGGCUCUGGACCCCCAAGGAGGCGGCAGAACUUGGGGAAAGCCAGAACGACGAGAUCCCGAGAUGGACGGAGCCGCAGACACGGGCCCGGACGCACCUGCGGCGCGAGGAGGGCAGGGGCCGCUCAGACCCCCGUCGCCCCCGUUCCCCCCACGGGCGCCCUCGCCCCCGCCGCCGCUGUCCCCGGGCUCCAUCCUCGGAGCGCCCCCUUCGCCGGGGCCGUCGGAGCAAGGGGCCCGCCAGCUGCUGCUGGCAGGGGGGGUCGAGGCACCCCUCCCCCUUUUCGGGCAUAACAUCAUGAGCGGCCCGCCCUGUGGCCCUGCUCGGUCCCUGGAGACUCUGGGUAACUUUAGUGGAUGGCAAAUCAGCACUGAGAAACUGCUCCCCCACUUCAGCUGGACAGUGAAGCAACAGUGUGUGGACCUUCUGGCCGAGGGGCUCUGGGAGGAGCUGCUGGAUGAUGAGCAGCCCGACAUCACCAUCAUGGACUGGUUUGAGGACAGCCGCCUAGACGUGUGUGUGUAUGAGCUGCACGUGUGGCUCCUGGCGGCUGACAGACAGACCGUCAUCCGGCAGUAUCACGCCGCUCCCCGACCCUCUCCCCGGGGCCCAGGAGGACGCUGGUGCCAGGUGUCUCAUGUAUUCAAACGCUAUGGCCCAGGAGUGCGAUUCGUUCACUUUUUGCACAAAUCGAAGAACCGCCUGGGCUCCGAGGGGUUCCGGAGAACUCGGGUGACCGACUCCUCAGUGUCCGUGCAGCUACAAACAUAGCCUGUCGCCCCUCGUACAUCUUGACCCCUUCUCUCCCUCCUGUCCUUGAUCCCUCUUUCAGGUGACCUCCCUCACUUUCUGGGAAGGAUCUUCUCUUUUUUGGUUUUAUCAUCAGGGUAGAAAAUUCCCUUUGUGGACACUCCCUCUGCUUAUGCUGUGUAUUACUUUUGUCUUGGGAGAGGUUGCCUUAUCUGGGGUCACACAGCUAAUAUUUGUCAGAGUUAGAACUUGACCCUCCAGGCUGGGCCACACUUUCUUAGCUCCUGCCUGCCCCACUUAAGCACACCUCCUCUCCUCCCAAAUACAUUGCUCAUCUUAGCCCAGAUAUUUUCCCAAACACCUCCACCAAAGGAACCCCCAGCUCCUAAAAUUUCUAGGAAUCCCUCAAAUAUUUUCCCUAGGAAUUUCUUUCUCCCAAACAUGUUCUGGGAAUUCCAAAAUAUCUUGUCAAAUAUGCCCUGGGGACUCUGCCUUUUCUCCCCUAAACCCCUGACUAUCCCCCUUAAGAACGUCUCUUCUCCGGGAGAGUAUCCCCUCAAGGAUUCCCACACCACUCUCAAUUUCUAAAGAAUGCUUUAUUUUCCCCAAAAAAAUCCACAUAGGGUCAUCUCAACCCUCCCAAAAAGUCUCUUCACAGUGACCCCAUUCAUCAUUCUAAUAUCUCUCGUGCAUUCUCAUCUCCUGAAAAUCCCUCCAGAGAUUUAUUUUCCCUAAACAACUCACUGGGAACCCUUCAUCUCCCCUCAAAAUCAUUGCUCUAAAUAUCCUUUUAGGAAUCCCUUAUCUCUCCCAGAUAUUUCCCAGAAACCCCUAAUAUCUCCCUAAACACUCCUCACAUCCCAAAUAAUAUCUUCCUUAAGAACCUUAUAUUUCCUCAAUAUUCCUUGAAGACCCUUCAUACUCACCUCAGUACAUCCCUUGGGGACAGCAAUGCCUUCCCUAAGAUCUCCCUGGGUUAUGUUUUGUGGGAUAUUCUCUCAAAGUUUUUUCCUCAUCAUCUUUUCCUAUAGAAAUUCUAGAUUAAAGUCGUGGUGUGUGACUUUCUCCCUA